Molecule: messenger RNA, 978 nt
Organism: Sebastes umbrosus (honeycomb rockfish)
Lineage: Eukaryota; Metazoa; Chordata; Actinopteri; Perciformes; Sebastidae
Product: olfactory receptor 11A1-like
Exons: 1
Coding region: 58-978 (306 amino acids)
Biological process (GO): G protein-coupled receptor signaling pathway
Cellular component (GO): membrane
Molecular function (GO): olfactory receptor activity; G protein-coupled receptor activity
Source: RefSeq, a predicted model, not a curated record
UUAGGUAUGUCUGUGAUGUUAUCUGCCUGUUUAACUGAUUAAGGUAUUACAUUCUCAAUGGAUGAGGAAUUAAAUGUAACAUAUAUAACUCUUAGUGGGUAUGUAGAAAUGGAAAAAUACAGAUAUAUUUAUUUUGUGAUCAUGUUUACAGCAUAUAUUCUAAUAAUCUGCUUUAAUUCUACUAUUGUGUUCCUCAUAGUGAUUCACCAAAACCUCCAUGAGCCUAUGUACAUUUUCAUUGCAGCUUUGUUAAUCAACUCUGUUCUUUUCAGCACUGCUAUCCACCCAAAGCUUUUGAUGGACUUUUUAUCCGAUAAACAGAUCAUAUCACAGCCACUGUGUUACUUUCAAUACUUUUUAUUUUACUCUUUAGGUGGUUCAGAGUUCUUAUUGUUGUCAGCCAUGGCCUACGAUAGAUACGUGUCUAUAUGUAAACCUUUUCAAUAUCCAACCAUCAUGAGAAAAACAACAAUCAGUAUUUUCCUGGUGUUGGCGUGGCUCGUGCCGGCGUGUCAGGUCGCUGGGUCGACCGCGUGGAGCGCAAGCAGAAAACACUGUAACUUUACUCUGAAAGGAAUCUUUUGUAAUAAUUCAGUUCAGAAACUUCACUGUGUGAGUUCGAGAGCGCUUUCUGUGUUUGGUGUGAUCAUUAUGCUCAAUAUUGUGUUUUUUCCGAUACUCUUCAUACUUUUUACGUACACAAGAAUACUCAUAAUAACCUAUCGAAGUAGUAGAGAAGUCAGUAGAAAAGCUGCUCAGACCUGUUUACCCCAUCUGCUGGUUUUAAUCAGCUUUUCGUUGUUGUGCAUUUAUGAUAUUAGCAUACUAAGACUGGAAUCUGAGUUUCCCAAAACUGCACGUUUAAUAAUGACUUUACAGGUGGUUUUGUAUCAUCCUCUCUUUAAUCCAAUCAUAUACGGACUGAAAAUGACAGAAAUUUCGAAACACUUGAGGAGGUUGUUGUGUCAUUUUAAAUGA